Molecule: messenger RNA, 3062 nt
Organism: Nerophis lumbriciformis (worm pipefish)
Lineage: Eukaryota; Metazoa; Chordata; Actinopteri; Syngnathiformes; Syngnathidae
Gene: cyp51a1
Product: cytochrome P450, family 51
Molecular function (GO): oxidoreductase activity, acting on paired donors, with incorporation or reduction of molecular oxygen; iron ion binding; heme binding
Source: RefSeq, a predicted model, not a curated record
UUUGUCAGGCGGGGGCGGGACCACCGUUAACAGGUAGGCUUGGAGGGUGAACGACACCAGCGGUCUUAUUCCACGACUCGACGUCCUGGAUUAUCGUAGUGAGAUGUUAUUACCCCAAAAAAGAAGUGAGCAUUAAAAUCAGGUUUUCAGUUGAGUUAAAACAUGUCGAUGUACUUUUAUCAUAUGAGCAGUAAGCUGCUCGUGGACACGGUUGGCAAAAUGAACGACAACAUAACCUCAGGGGUUCUGGCUGCCUCAGUCAUCACUCUGACUUUGGGUUACUUGUACAGCAAAGUACUUCGCAGACAAACUUGUCACAAAGAUGUGAAAUAUCCACCUUUCAUUCCUUCCAGUGUGCCCUUCCUUGGCCAUGCUAUUGCUUUUGGGAAAAGUCCUAUUGAGUUUUUGGAAAAUGCUUAUGAGAAAUAUGGCCCAGUAUUUAGCUUCACCAUGGUGGGCAAGACCUUCACGUACCUGUUGGGAAGCGACGCCGCCACGCUGCUUUUCAACAGCAAGAACGAGGACCUGAACGCCGAGGACGUUUACUCCCGACUGACCACUCCGGUGUUUGGCAAAGGCGUGGCCUAUGAUGUCCCCAACCCGGUCUUUCUGGAACAAAAGAAGAUGCUGAAGACGGGACUGAACAUCGCACGCUUUAAGGAACACGUCAAGAUCAUCGAGGCGGAGACGGUGGAGUAUUUUCAGAGAUGGGGAGACAGCGGCGAGAAAAACCUCUUUGAAGCGUUGUCUGAGCUCAUCAUCCUGACGGCCAGCAGCUGCCUCCACGGCAAGGAGAUCCGUGCCAUGCUGGACGAGCACGUGGCCCAGUUGUACGCAGACCUGGACGGAGGCUUCAGCCACGCUGCUUGGCUGCUGCCCGGAUGGCUGCCUCUGCCCAGCUUCAGGAGGCGUGACAAAGCUCACCAAGAGAUCAAGAACAUUUUCUUCAAGGUGAUCCAGAAGCGACGAAGCUCCGGCGAGAAAAUGGACGACAUCCUUCAGACGCUCGUCGACGCCACCUACAAGGACGGACGUCCGCUGUCUGACGACGAGAUCUCAGGUAUGCUGAUCGGCCUCCUGCUGGCGGGUCAGCACACGUCCUCCACCACCAGUGCCUGGAUGGGCUUCUUCCUGGCCCGGGAUCAAGUCCUGCAGGAGCGCUGUUAUGCCGAGCAGCAGACUGUGUGCGGGGAAACCCUGCCCCCUCUCGACUUGGACCAGCUGAAGGAUCUCGGCCUGUUAGAGCGUUGUUUGAAGGAGACGUUAAGGCUCCGCCCACCCAUCAUGACCAUGAUGAGGAUGGCUCGCUCUGCUCAGACUACAUCCGGCUACACCAUCCCACAGGGCCACCAGGUGUGCGUCUCCCCGACAGUCAACCAACGCCUGGAGGACACCUGGCAGCAGAGGAUGGAGUUCAACCCCGAUCGCUAUCUCCAUGACAACCCUGCUGCUGGGGAGAAAUUUGCUUAUGUGCCCUUUGGUGCAGGACGUCAUCGGUGCAUCGGGGAGAACUUCGCCUACGUUCAGAUCAAAACAAUCUGGUCCACUUUGCUGCGCUUGUUCCACUUUGAGCUGGUGGACGGAUACUUCCCCACCAUCAACUACACCACCAUGAUCCACACGCCGCACAAGCCUAUCAUCACAUACAAGAGGAGGAAACCGUCAGACCAAAAAAGAAUGCAGACACCGGAUGCGUCCCCAAUGUCCAAACAAGCUGAUUGAUUAUAUGCUGCAUUACAUAAAACUGGGAAAUUUCAGACUUCCUUUUGGAAAAAAUCCCAAGUCAAGAUAUGAUUAGUUUGACAUGUUAUGCAUGGAAAUCCUUUUUUCCCCCAGUUUUAAUGAAUGCAGCAUACGUGUGUAAAGGAAUAGAAUGGUUAUGAGUGAUGGGUAAAUGAGCGUUUGGCACACUCACUAGCCGUAUUGACCCUGCCCUGAUACUGUGUUGCUGUUUCAUAAUCACUAAAUUUGACCUGCAAAUGUAGUUAAUAUAGUCGUCCCAUGUUUAGCACGAUCAAUUGGUUGUAGGCCUGACCGUGGUCAAUGAAUCUCUGCAAAGUAGGAUUGUUGAUAACAAAUCAAUAUUUUCAUAAAGUGUUUACGGCCUUCUGUCAUACAUAUAAAACUUAAUUUAACACUUAAUUUGGGCCAGAAAUAUGUUGAGUAUUCUAUAAAAAUAAAUAACAAUUCUAAAAUGUAGUGAAGCUACAAUAUUUGAAGUGCGAUGUGGGUGACUGAAGUAGUUAUGGGUAAAUAACGACGCAGUGUGUGACACACACACACAGACUGUAUUGACAUUGCAAUGAUACUGUGUCGGUGUUUCAUAAUCUGCUGCUUAAAAGUCACGUUUGACCUCCAAAAUAAAUAUUUUGUCUUACUUUUCAAUGCAUAAAUUGCAGAAAGGAAUAUGGAUGUCAAAUGUGGCAUGCCAAAGGAGCGCUUCCUGAUGGUCAAAAGACAGCAGCUGUAUCAUCACGUUUUAUAUUCUUUAAGUAACAGACUACUACCGUAUUACUCCUUGCGUUUCAAUAGGCAUCGAUGCUUCCGUAUUGUUCCACCCCUCGGGAAUGAUUACGCUGCAUUGCAUAAACCUGGGAAAUUUCACUUAUUUGACAAGAAAAAGUAAGUCAAGAUUAGAAAAGGCAUUUCAUUUAUGUUGCAUCUUGUUUACCAAAACGUAUGUCCUAGUUUCCCUGAAUGCAGCAUGGAAGUAUUUAAAGGCACAUACAUUAAAAAAAUGCCAUGGCACGCUAUUACCAUCUUGUGGAAGAGCGUUUAAUUGUUUUGUAUGUUCCUGGCAUCGAUAAGACAUGCACCUGGGGAUAGAUAGGUUAGGUGAAGAAAACUGGGACAAUUCAGAAAAAUCUAAACAUUCAGUCACCAUCUGAGAGGGUUUUCUGUAAAAGGACAAAACACAGGUUAGUAGAUUGUAAGUGGUGAUUUGUCCCACUGUUCUUGAAUGCAGCAUGAAAACGAGCAAUAGUAUUCGGUAUCAUGUUAAUCCUGAGUUUUGACGCUGCAAUGAUCGUUCUGUAAAACAAGUAAAAAAUAUUUUCAAAUCA